Molecule: messenger RNA, 1134 nt
Organism: Penicillium argentinense
Lineage: Eukaryota; Fungi; Ascomycota; Eurotiomycetes; Eurotiales; Aspergillaceae
Exons: 1
Coding region: 1-1134 (377 amino acids)
Biological process (GO): base-excision repair
Cellular component (GO): nucleus
Molecular function (GO): DNA binding; catalytic activity
Source: RefSeq, a predicted model, not a curated record
AUGACCCCCAGUGAUGAGGUGAAGUCGAAGUUUUUCUACAACCCCGCCGGACUCCAAAAUUCCAGUUUUAUUGAACAGCGCCACCCGCCCAGAGCAGCCCUGAAGAUCCUCGAAGAUAAGAACACGCCUUUGAAAUUUUAUCCUUCCGACUGCCCAGUGAACGAUGUGAACAGUGAUUCCGACCUGGAUGGGUUUGAUUUGCACGUACCGAGAAACGACAAGCCCCCAGAGACCUCACUCUCUACUCCUUCUCCGAACAAAGUGACCGUCACCACCCAGGUCAAAUCUAUGCCUACCCUACUCAACCCCGAAACUCCCAAAUCGAUUCGACGAAAGAUCCCGAAAAUUUCUCCUUAUUUCCCGACUCUUCCCCCCGGCCCCGAGUCCUGCCUGCCAUUUCCGCCUAUUGAUGCCCAAUAUUUCGGUCUUGUCCAAGAGCAAUUAGCACAUGAUCCCUUCAAGCUGCUGAUUGCGACCAUUUUUCUCAACCGCACUCGAGGCGGAGUGGCAUUACCUGUUCUUUUCAAAGUUUUCGAACGAUACCCCACUAUCGAUGCAAUGGCGAGCGCAGACCAGUCUGAGUUUGUAUCUAUGAUUCAUUGUCUCGGCUUCCAGAACCAACGGGCAACCAGGUGUAUUGAAAUCGCGCGGAUUUGGCAAGCUAAUCCACCGGUCCGCGAAAAACGCUACCGCAAACUACACUACCCCCGCAAACUGGAUGGCCGAGACAUCGAGCGCAACGAAUGUAUUGAUGAUGAAGAUAUGCGCGUGGCGUGGGAGAUUGCACAUUUGCCCGGAGUUGGUGCAUAUUCCCUGGACAGCUGGCGCAUUUUCUGCCGUGAUGAAUUGCGUGGAUUGGCCAAGGACUGGCAAGGGACUGGUGCUACGAUGCCUGGCUUUGUCCCCGAAUGGAAAUCUGUUCUGCCGCAGGAUAAAGAGUUGCGUGCAUAUCUGACGUGGCUAUGGCUGAAGGAAGGCUGGAUCUGGGAUCACCAUACGGGUGACUUGGAACCGGCUUGUGACAAGACGCAGCGCGCAGCUAAGCUUGGUGGCAUUGCACAUGAGGAUGACGGGAACUGGGUUCUGGAGACCUCACCAGUAAAAGUGAAUAAUGGUUUCCAUGCGGUUGAGUAA